Molecule: messenger RNA, 531 nt
Organism: Drosophila melanogaster (fruit fly)
Lineage: Eukaryota; Metazoa; Arthropoda; Insecta; Diptera; Drosophilidae
Exons: 4
Coding region: 1-531 (176 amino acids)
Source: RefSeq, marked reviewed
AUGGCCACGUUGACAGAGUUAUUCCUCUUGUUUGGGCUGUGGCACAUUUUGCAGGUCCAAGGAGUUGCCAAGUUCACAAACAUCGAGUGCCUGAGUGCGGACGAAAACUUCACCACCGUUUCCCUGUGCCGAUUGUACGCCGUAAAGAGGGAUGUCGUCGAAAUGAGUCUGCGGGCCAACAUCCUGCGAUGGCCAAAAGGUCCGGUAUCGAUGCGCAUGCAGCUGCUGAAGAAGGCCAGUGGCUAUAAGCCCUUUCUCUACAAUAUCUGCCAGUCGGAUGUGUGCGAGUAUCUGGAGAAGCGGAAUCAUCCCUUCAUUAACAUCAUCCUGAGCAGUUUCGGGAACAGAACCAAUGUGAACAAGUGUCCGAUUCCACCGGAAAUAGUGUUGGAGCACUUUCGGUUUCCCGUCAAGGUUCUGGACAUGAUGCCCCUGCCCUUCGGGGACUACGGACUCUUCACCACCUUCACUUUCCACCGAUCGGAGUUGGCCCAGGUUAAGGUGUACUUCACAUUAACAGAGUAUCGCUAA